Molecule: messenger RNA, 1683 nt
Organism: Salvelinus namaycush (lake trout)
Lineage: Eukaryota; Metazoa; Chordata; Actinopteri; Salmoniformes; Salmonidae
Product: zona pellucida sperm-binding protein 4
Exons: 10
Coding region: 1-1683 (560 amino acids)
Biological process (GO): prevention of polyspermy; binding of sperm to zona pellucida
Cellular component (GO): egg coat
Molecular function (GO): acrosin binding; structural constituent of egg coat
Source: RefSeq, a predicted model, not a curated record
AUGGAUAGCAGCCCGGCCCAGCGCCUCAUGGCACAGCGCUUAAAAGCAGCUCUGCCAGUAGCCAGCACUCUCCUGGAGCCAUGUGUAGUGACAGACGUGCUGGUGAAGCUACGUCACAGAAGACAUGUCUCCAAGUUCAUCUACGACAAAUCAGCAAAAGACUUACCUGAGCUCAGGGUGUGUGAAACAGUGCGAAUGAAGCCACUACUAGGGGACCGGACGGGCCUCUGGAGACUCGGAUCCUGUGUACAGAAAGUGGCACCACGCUCCUACUUGGUCAAAGUGAAUGGAUCACUGUACUGUCGUAACAGGGUUGACCUUCGGAUUGCUGAGCCAGCACCUACUCAGAACUCUGAUGGUCAUAGGGGUCACAUGACAAAAGACGGAACCCCAGCAAGUCACAUGGGGCAUGAGGCAGUGGGCGAAGAGCCAGGGGAUCACAGGUUGGCCGCUCCCUCGCCCAUCAAUACUCCCCUUAGACAGUCAGGUCACACGCCUGUGCAAUUCGAGGAGGAGUCAGAUGCAAACAAGUGGGUAUCCGUUACCGAAGCUGCCCCAGUCAGUUUAGCGGUUCUGUGCGGUGAGGAGGAGUUUAAAGUAACACUUCCAGCUGGUCCAAUGAGUGAAGUCAAGAUUUUGGGACCCAACAGUAUGCUCUCUGUUCUUGAAGCCCCAGAAUCCUGUGGAUACUCCUUAUAUCAGAACGUUUUAACUGUCAGCUUUUCAGGCUGCCUCAUUAGGCGCUGCAGUAUUCCCCAGAACCAGCACUUGGCUUGUGGUUCCACUGGAAUCUCGUCCUCCCAGUGUUUGGUGAUGGGUUGCUGUGUGGAUUCGGCAACUUCCGCCUGCUUCUACCCAAUGGAUGAGUGCACUGCAGACAAACAGUUUAUCUUUGCUGUUCACCAUGACAUCACCACUUUCCCUGUGACUCCCACCAAACUUGUGGUUGCUGGGAAGUCUCGCUGUGGCCCAGUCAUUGUCAAUGAUAAGUUUGUGGUCUUCAAGUUCUCAGUCACUGAAUGUGGAACUCGCUCAUAUGAAAUUGGUGGUACCGUGAUCUACACAGCAGAGGUACAGACGGCCGUCCGAACCCUUAACCUGAAGUUUGGCAUAAUAUCCAGAGACAACCCCCUCAGAGUCAUGGUUGAGUGCCGCUACCCUAAAGCUCUGGGUACCCUGCCAACAGCGGCGAGUGUGGGCUACAUGGUGAAAAGCCCCAGUGUAACAUUCCCUUCAAAGGUGACAUCCAAGGGACUGUUUGGUGUCGAACUCAGGAUUGCUGAAGACAAAACCUAUACUAAGUACCUCAAGCGGCACCAUCAGCCCCUGCAUCUCAUCCUGGGUAAACUUGUGUAUCUAGAAGUUCGUCUGACUUCUCCAAAUCCACAGGCGACACUUUUGGUCAACUACUGUCUGGCUUACCCCCGCUCUGCCAAGAACGUUCUGGUGCUCAUUCACGAAGGAUGUGCCAACCCUCAGGACCCCAAUGUCUCCAUCCUUAAAUUCAGCAACCUGCCGCAGAACCGCCACCAGCGUCGCUUCAUGAUCCAAGCAUUCCAGUUCAUGGAUCAACGGACCAACAAGUAUCUGGAUGAGGAGAUCUACUUCAUGUGCUCUACUGAAGUGUGUAUGCCCACAGAAAAAACUUGUGAAGAGCGCUGCUUUGAUGCAACUAGGAGGUGA